This is a messenger RNA of Erinaceus europaeus (western European hedgehog), 2258 nucleotides long. Its product is annotated as adhesion G-protein coupled receptor F2. Bases 40 to 2067 code for a protein of 675 amino acids. Gene Ontology annotation, molecular function: G protein-coupled receptor activity. Gene Ontology annotation, biological process: G protein-coupled receptor signaling pathway; cell surface receptor signaling pathway. The transcript is spliced from 10 exons. Gene Ontology annotation, cellular component: membrane. The record is from RefSeq and is a predicted model, not a curated record. Lineage: Eukaryota; Metazoa; Chordata; Mammalia; Eulipotyphla; Erinaceidae.
AAGGGGGAAAGCUUUGCAAGUGAAGCCAGAAACAGAGUAAUGCGGAAGACGAUGACUCAUGUGUUUUUGCUGUGCUGUUUGCUGUUUCUUUUGCCUGUGGAAUCCUGCAGGACUUCACGCCAGGUUACCAGCAGAAUCAAGGAUCAGCUACCUUCUGGGCCAAAUGAUGUGUGUGAUGGUGUCUGCCUGGACGAUUCCCACUGCAGUCAGCCUUGCCCUCCUGACACAAAGGGAAAUAUGGGUUUUUUAUGCAGGCAGAAGCAGUGGCGUAAGAUCAAUGACACCUGCCGGACUCUUGAUGCCUUUAACAUCUUUGAGGCAACAAACUCAGUAUCUAUCCAGUCGUCUGGAAGUCAUAUAAAACUCCACGAAUUCUCUGUGAAGUCUGAGACCAUUGCGGAGAAGUUGUGGCGAAGGUGUCCAGAGGAUUUGUCCUGUGUAACGAGAAAGAUUCAGCAGUCCCCUCUGAUCCCAGGAAACAUUGCGGUCAUUGUACAACUCCUACACAACAUAUCAACUACUCUACAAGUAGGAGCCAAUGAAGCAAAGAUGAGAAGUUACAGCAUCAUGGCCAAUCACAUUCUUAACAGUAAGAGCAUCUCAAACUGGACCUUUAUUCCUGACAGAAACAGCAGCUGUGUCUUGUUACACUCAGUGAACUCCUUUGCCAGGAAUCUAUCUAUACAUGAACAUCCUCUCAACAUAUCAGAGGCCUUCAUUCAUACGAUGGGCACCACUUUAUCCAAAGAUGUCAAUGGAAAGAAGUUCAACUUUUCAAUGAAAGUUAAUGACACCAAGAAUGAGGUCACUGGGAGGGUGCUGAUCCAUAGAGAUGAACUUGAGAAGUUGCCUUCCCCAUCUCAGAUGAUCAGUAUUGCAUUUCCAACUCUUGGGGCCAUCUUGAAAGCCAGUUUUUCUGAAAACAUCACUGUAAAUGGACUUGUCCUGUCUGUCAUUUUGCCCCAGGAACUUAACAAAAUUUCGCUGAUUUUCGAAAAGAUCAUCAAGUCAGAUGACAAGAGGACACAAUGUGUUGGCUGGCACUCCUUGGAGAACAGAUGGGACCAAAAGGCUUGUAAAAUGAUUCAAGAAAAUUUCAAGCAAGCUAUUUGCAAAUGUAGGCCAAGCAAAUUGUUCACCUCUUUCUCAAUUCUUAUGUCACGCCACAACUUGGAGAGCCCAGUCCUGACUUACAUCACGUACAUAGGUCUGGGCAUUUCUAUCUGCAGCUUGGUCCUCUGCUUAUGUAUUGAGGCCUUUGUCUGGAGUCAAGUGACAAAGACAGAGAUCUCUUAUUUACGCCAUCUGUGCAUUGCUAAUGUGGCGGCCACUUUACUGAUGGCUGACAUAUGGUUCAUUGUGGCUUCAUUUUUUAGUGGUCUAGUGACAGAGCACAAUGCAUGUGUGGCAGCAACAUUUUUUGUUCAUUUCUUUUAUCUUUCUGUGUUCUUCUGGAUGCUGGCCAAGGCACUCCUCAUCCUCUACGGAAUCCUGAUAGUUUUCCAUACGCUACCCAAGUCCGUUUUGGUGGCAUCUCUUUUUUCCGUGGGCUACGGGUGUCCUUUGAUCAUUGCUGUUAUCACAGUUGCUGCCACUGAGCCUGGCAGAGGCUACUUACGGCCUGAAGCCUGUUGGCUCAAUUGGAACAUGACCAAAGCCCUUCUGGCCUUUGUGGUUCCUGCUUUGACCAUUGUAGUUGUAAACCUGAUCACUGUCACGUUGGUGAUUGUCAAGACUCAGCGAGCUGCCAUCGGCAGUUCAAUGUUCCAGGAAGUGAGAGCCAUUGUGAGAAUCAGUAAGAAUAUUGCCAUCCUCACACCUCUACUAGGACUGACCUGGGGAUUUGGAAUAGCCACAGUAAUUGAUGAUACCUCCUUGACUUUUCACAUUAUCUUCUCCUUGCUCAAUGCGUUCCAGGGUUUCUUCAUCUUGGUGUUUGGAACUAUCCUGGACCCAAAGAUAAGAGAAGCUUUAAAGGGUCGGAUAACCUCUGCCAAAUGGAUCUCCAGAAUAUCAGAGAAUCUCUCUUCUGACUUCUCCUGUCACCCCACCAAAGGGCCAAGCUAACAAACCAGUUGGCUUGACUUGGGAGGUCAUACAGUCCAGGAAUGACGGAUUCCCCAGGAGAAGAGUGCUUACUCCUAUCUUUAUGCCUCUGGGGAGUCUGAAGAAAGCCUCCCACACUGUGAAUGCUGAUGGAGGAGGUUGUGAAGUAUGAGCAGAACGAAGGCCUCUCUGCUUAAGCUGUUCUCUGCUAC